Aspergillus heteromorphus CBS 117.55 is the source of this 856-nucleotide messenger RNA. RefSeq names its product GAF domain-containing protein. The record is from RefSeq and is a predicted model, not a curated record. Bases 82 to 672 code for a protein of 196 amino acids. Gene Ontology annotation, cellular component: cytosol. Gene Ontology annotation, molecular function: L-methionine (R)-S-oxide reductase activity; protein binding. The transcript is spliced from 4 exons. NCBI's taxonomy places the organism in Eukaryota, Fungi, Ascomycota, Eurotiomycetes, Eurotiales, Aspergillaceae.
CACUCUCCCCUGUCGGUUUCCUCCCCUCCACCACAUCAAUUGCUUCACCCCAGCCCAGCUGAGCAACAGCGCAUUCUCACCAUGCCUCACGCAGACUCCUCCUACUUCGCCUCCGCCAAUGGCGAUAAAGCAGAAGUCUAUACCCAGCUGAUUGAACAAGCUCAGGGCUUGUGCUAUGGACAGCGGAACUGGGUAAGCAACUUCUCCAACAUCGCCUCCCUCCUCUGGCACGCCUACGCCUCCCUCCCCGCGCCCUCCGCCUCCGUAAACUGGGCUGGCUUCUACAUCCGCCAGGACAAGUUCCCCCGUCCCAGCACCACCACCACCACCACAUCCAGCACAUCCAGCACCGACAGCGCCAGCAAACCCAACCUCCUCCUCGGCCCCUUCCAAGGCCGUCCCGCCUGCCAAGAAAUCCGCUUCGGACGCGGCGUGUGCGGCACCGCGGCGCAGAACCGCGAGACACUGCUCGUGCCCGACGUCGAGAAGUUCCCUGGCCAUAUUUCUUGUGAUGCGAGUAGUCGGAGUGAGAUUGUCGUUCCGAUUCUGUUUAAUGGGGAGACGGUCGCGAUCAUCGACGUGGACUGCGCGGAGCCGGAGGGUUUCGAUGAGGUGGACAAGAAGUAUCUCGAGGAGUUGGCGCAGGUGUUGAGCGAGUGUUGUGAUUGGUAAGGUGAAAACAACAAUUUGGAAACGUUAAAUGAAAUGGAAGGAGAGGGGUUAUAGAGUGAUGGAGGAUAUGAAGAGGGAUAGGGGCGAUUGAUAGACUUCGGAGCGAGGAAGGGUGGAUGGACAUGGUAUGAUAUACUACCGACAGUCAUGAUAAUACCAUACCAUCCCAUCCCAUCCAGUAUCU